Messenger RNA from Salvia miltiorrhiza (redroot sage), 800 nucleotides. Its product is annotated as protein SMALL AUXIN UP-REGULATED RNA 12. The transcript has a single exon. Lineage: Eukaryota; Viridiplantae; Streptophyta; Magnoliopsida; Lamiales; Lamiaceae. Bases 82 to 510 code for a protein of 142 amino acids. The record is from RefSeq and is a predicted model, not a curated record. Gene Ontology annotation, biological process: response to auxin.
GCAAGGCCACCACUAUAUAAUCCCACGUUACCCCAUCAUUCAGUCCUCCCCCACUCUCACAUCUCAUUCUUACACAAUAAUAUGUCAGCCUGCAGCAAGAUUCGGCACAUUGUCCGGAUCCGGCAGAUGCUCCGGCGGUGGCGCAAGAAGGCUGCCCGACGGGCCCCCUGCGACGUGCCAGCAGGGCACGUGGCAGUUACCGUUGGGUCGAAUUGCAAACGGUUCGUGGUCCGGGCCACGCACCUUAACCACCCCUUAUUCAAGAAGUUGUUGGUCCGGGCCGAGGAAGAGUUCGGGUUCAGCAACACCGGCCCGUUGGCGAUACCUUGCGACGAAACUCUCUUUGAGGAAAUCCUGCGUUACGUGGCCCGAAGUGAGGCCGGCGUCAAAAGCUUGCCCCGUUUCCCCACCUUGGAGGAACACUGCCACGUCGGCUGUAGAAGCCACCGCCAUAUCUGGGCCGACUCGCGGCCCCUCUUGCACGGCGCUUCCGAUAACAACGUCUGGUGAUUGAAGCUCGUAUUCAUUUUUCUUCUUUACUCUCUCUCUCUCUCUCUGAUUUUGUGGGAGUGGGAGCGGCGAAUGUAUAUGAUGGAGAUGGCAAGUAGGUGGCUGAGUCGACUCACCACCGAGUCGUCCCACGUCAUUUCCAACUACACCGAAUUGCGGCGGAGGAACAUAAUGACCACCAUCUUGAUCUUGUGGUAGAUUCAAUUACCAUUUUUACCGAUUCUUUAUGGACAUUGUAAACGAAUAAUAUUGUACCAAACAGCCAAACAUAAUUGUUUUUCGAGAACUAA